CUCCCCUGUAAGACGUCAUGGCCGUUCUUCAAGGGCUUUCGGGUGCUCAUGCGAUUCUCCUAGCCACCCAUCUCUGUGCCACCGGCGAUGUGGUCGCUCUUCCGCUGUUGCAGGCCCAAUUCCCUGCCCAUCUCCCGCUCGAGCGUCUCUUGCGCAUCAUCUUGACUUUCCUGCCCGAGAGUGCGGACCCCAGUACCUACACCCCAGUGCUGCAAGCGCUGGUCGAUGGGCGACAGUUGGAGACGGAUGGUGAUGGUAUCAAUAAUGCGUUCGUUAAAGACCUACCAGAGCCGAUCGUGAGGAAACGUGUACGGGAGAUCCGUUUACUACCACUACAGCAUCCAGAUGACCAGGACACCCAAGAUCCGGCUGAUCUUCUGACCCAAUUCCUGAUCCACCGGGCCCAUCGCAUCGACUCGGAAACCGCUCUUCAGCCCCUCGUCCUCGACCUUCUCCUGCCCUUCUACCAUCGCUCGGAAGCGUUACGCACAUGGUUGAUUUCCAGUCUCCUACCGCUACUCCGAUUGAACUACGAAUAUUACCCCAGCCAGGACGAAACCUUUUCGCUGGACAUUCUGGAGUCUAUGGACAACAGUAUUGCCGUCAAUGUCCUUCUUUCGAUGACCGGUGCGACGAAGAGCAAUAUGGACCUGGUACGGAACCUACGUGGCUUGGUGGGUGCUUGGAUGCAUGGCAGCAAUCGUUCCAAGAGACGGAGACUUAACGAAGCGGCACAAGAAAACUCGAUUACUCUACCUCAAGAUGAAGCGCAAUCGAAAACAACUGCAGGUAUUGGAUGGCAGCAGGUGAACGAGUGGUUGCUGGCACGAAGUCUGGUUGAUCACGAGAGUGCGGUGAACGCUUUCGUCAACUGGGAUGGUCCUGAGGAUGUCGACCUAGGCGGUUACGCUGAAGAGAAUAAGGGCCUAUCACACGAUGAGCUCCAGGAUCUGCGCACUCGGUAUGGGCAGACUGGACUUGCUGUUGUGUAUGCGAAUGCCGAUCCCAGCUCCCCUGCGCUGGAGGGCUCCAUCCGCGUUCUGGCGCGCAUCGCAGAGUUAUUAAAGCUGGAGGAAAACCUGUUCCUCUCACCAGAUAUCUCGGAACUUCCGAAAGUAAAAUUCGAUCCAGAACCUAUGUCGUCGACCUCAAGAGUGUCUUUCUUGCAAAAUGCUUUGCUGGUGGCUUCAAACCCGCUAACGCGUCCCUCUGCCUCAUCAAUAUCUUUCCUCAGCGCUAUCUGCCUUUCUCUUCGGAUAUUGAACGAGCUGGGUCAUCCUACUCCGUGCAAGACGGCCGCAAAUAUCUGCCUUCUCAAUAACGAAGAGACACAACUGCAUGAGUUGCGCAGUGUAAUAACCUCUGUCGUGAGACAAGCCAAGGCUGGUCGUGACUGGAGCAAGACCCGCCAACAACUACUUUGGCUGCGAGACUGGCAGGGAGAUCACACCGAGGAUUCAGCGGAUGAUCACGUUCGACAUGGUCUCUUCUGGAGAGUUCCCAGGAAUAUCGUUGAGGCCGAAAUCUUGAAGGCGUUGCUCGAAGUCAGAGAAUACAACCUCGCCGUAAACAUUUACAUGGGUUCUGGUUCAACUUUAAGCUCUACGCUGGUUGAGGAGGCCGUCAAGGAGGCCAUAUUCACAGCCUACGACAAUGCAAGCAACGGAAACAGGAGCCGGGGCGGGAUGAAGAGGGCAUACGACAUCCUCCAAGCCUUCCAACCCCAUUUCCCGGAUUCCGCCUCAUUCAAGCAGAUCCGAGCUCUCAUAUCGGCCACGCACGCCCUGUCCUUCUACUCCCUUACCUUGCAGCACGGCGUCCCCUUCCAGCCAGUCAGCAUCCGUGUCCACCCUGAUCCUCUCUCCCUGAUCGAGAAAGUUCUCGACCAGAACCCCAAGAGCUACACAAAACUGGACGACCUGCUAGCCAUUGGCCGGAACCUUGUUUCAGCAGGCGUUUCCUCUCGGCUAACUGACGAGCACGACUCCCCCUUCUUGCCCCCUCCCUCACAGGAAGAUGCCACCAUCACCGCCGAGCGCCGGAUCAUGUCUCUGGCCAUCUCUUCCGCCCUUUCCUGCCACGACUUUGGCACUGCCUACUCCUACAUUCUCACCCGUCUCACUCCCCCAUCCCUUCUCCCCACAUCCUCCCCCCUCACCAAUCCCACCCCUCCCAAAGACGACAUCACCUGGCGAGCCGUCUACAACGCCGGUCGUUACCGCGCCCCAGCCACCACCGCCACUCCAAGCAACCAAACUCAAAUCUCCCACCUUUCCCAGCGCAUGGAACUCCUCUCCCUCGCCCUCGUUCUUGCCCCCUCCCCCGAACCGCUCCCUGAAAUCCUAGGCGCUUGGCGCCGCUGCGAUGAGGAGCUCGCGGCCCUCCGCGCGCGCGAAUCCGAGGAAGAGGAUCUUUGGGACGCCAAAGCGGACAACCUCACGUCCACCACUCUACCCGGCGGCUUCGGUCCCACAGACAGCGAACGGGAUGCGUUCGAAACACAACAACACCAGGCACGACGAGCACGGGCACACGCCUCCCAGAACCGUCUGAAUCACGAAGAAGCCCCGAUGGGUCUUUUCGAAGUUGCGCGUGGUGCCGCUCUCGCUCUACAAAAGAACGCCUUCCCGCUCCGCUCCGCUCCAACAACAACAAAGACCAUCCCCGACGACCACUCUGUUCCCUCAUCUCACAUGCGCAGCGACUCCGCCCUUUCUGAUGACCAAAACGGCGAAGGACGUGUCCGCAAGCGAGAUGUGGUCAGCAACAUGGUAACCGACGGAUUAGUCAGUGGGCUUGGCUGGGUCCUAGGCGCUCAGCCGGUUAAUCGGUGAUGUCGAAGCCAUUCAGCACGAAGUUCGUUUCAGGAAACAACUUUUCCCAUCUAGCCGGGUUAGCGGGUUACGAAGUAUGACAUGAGUUACUUACUUCCGGAUUGCAACAUUGCGCGGUCGUUUUCCCUUUUCUCCAGUUUCUUUUCCCUACCAUUAUACAUAUUUCAUAGCUUGCAUGAAAGUGACAGGUUGCAUUGCAUAGUAAUGAAUGAAUAUAUAUAUUAAC
Messenger RNA from Aspergillus sclerotioniger CBS 115572, 3060 nucleotides. Its product is annotated as secretory pathway Sec39 family protein. Bases 18 to 2834 code for a protein of 938 amino acids. Lineage: Eukaryota; Fungi; Ascomycota; Eurotiomycetes; Eurotiales; Aspergillaceae. Gene Ontology annotation, biological process: retrograde vesicle-mediated transport, Golgi to endoplasmic reticulum. The transcript is spliced from 3 exons. The record is from RefSeq and is a predicted model, not a curated record.